Messenger RNA from Pangasianodon hypophthalmus (striped catfish), 3529 nucleotides. Its product is annotated as beta-1,3-galactosyltransferase 9. The transcript is spliced from 2 exons. The record is from RefSeq and is a predicted model, not a curated record. The coding region runs from base 71 to 1168 and encodes 365 amino acids. NCBI's taxonomy places the organism in Eukaryota, Metazoa, Chordata, Actinopteri, Siluriformes, Pangasiidae. Gene Ontology annotation, molecular function: hexosyltransferase activity. Gene Ontology annotation, cellular component: membrane.
GGUAGACAGCCCAAGAAGGUCACAAAGAAACAGAGAUAAAGAAGGAGAAAAUAUUUCUUCAUGGGACAUCAUGCGGGUCUGUGCGUUCAGGUUGCACACCCAUCAGUGGUGUUUCCUGCUCUGUAAUGUUGUGCUGUUCCACGCGCUGUUGUUUGGUGGUGACAUCGUGGAAGAGUUCCUGCUCCAGUCUUCUCCAGCCGCUUAUACUGACCGUGCUGUACUUGAGCUCCGUGAGCGUGCACGCAAACUGGAUCUGAGCGAUACCAUGCCCAACUCCUCACAGAUUUACCCUAUUAGCUCCAAGCCCUGCCCUCAUCACCAAGACCUACUUUUUCUUACUAUUGUGUUUAGUGACCCAGAUAAUGCCAGCCAGAGAGAGGCAAUCAGAAGCUCGUGGGCCAAUCAGACAUUGGUGCAGGACGUGGCAGUACGGACGCUGUUCUUUCUAAACCCAUCCACCUUGGAGUCAGAGCAUCAGGUGGUGUGGGAAGAGUCUGUCCGUCACGGUGACGUGGUACAGUGUGAAGGGCCUUUGUCACGAGAUCACUGGGGUCAGGUCAAACUAGCUCUGCGUUGGGUUCUGCUUUUCUGUCCUCAUGCCCGAUUCGUGGUUUUGACAGAGGAUUCAGUUUUUUUAAAUGUUCCAGCACUUGGCACCUACUUGCUUACGCUCCGUACCCACCCCGACGAUCUGUACUUGGGCAGGGUCAUUCAUCAUGCCUCACCUGAACGAAAUUAUAACAAACCCCACUAUGUCUCCUUCCACCUCUAUCCAGACCGGUCUUUCCCCGAUUACUGCUCUGGCCCUGCCUUCCUGAUGUCGCAGGAUGUAGUGCGUAAAGUUUAUGUGGCCUCUAAGGAUGUAGCUCUGGCCCUCCCAUCAGAUGUCUUGAUUGGUCUGUGCGCAAGAGCAGCAGGUGUAGUGGCUACUCAUAACGCACGCUUUUCUGGAGAACGACAUGUGCGCUACAAUCCCUGCUGCUAUAACUUCCUGUUCAGCUCAGCCUCAGUGGAUGCAGAGCUGAUGGGCAUGGCGUGGAGGGAUUUGGGCAAGGGAAGAGGGCGGCACUGCAGCAUGUUUGAAACGUAUUACAGUUUGGUAGUGUGCAAGGCCAUGACUUACCUAAACAGUGUCAACUUUCUCAGUGGAAACAAUACAAAAGACUAAAUAUGUCCAUGUAAAUGUUCAUGUUUAAUAUAACCUUUAGAAGUAUCUACAAAAGUAUGCACAAAUAAAUUAUAUUUUAAAAUAGCUUAAAAAAAAGCAGAAGAAAAACAAAAAAGGUAGCAAAUCAAAGUACUCAAUUAGUGAUUAGGGGUGUGAUCAUAGAUGAAUAUGACAGUAUGCCAUGAUUUAAAAAAUAGUUAUAUAGAGAAUUUUACAUUAUUGUUCUAUGGCAUAUAGUAUUCUAUUCUUAAAAAUUGUGAAGAUUGUGAUAUUCAAUAUAACGAUUAUCAUACUGUCCCAGCAUUAAUUGCAGCUAUUAAAAAAUGUCACUUCAUAGCUAAUGUUGCAUCCGCUGGCCACUAAACCUUAGUUUUUAAAGAUCACUGUUUGAAGAUCACUGAAUUUUGUGCAGCUUGGAAACCUAAAUUACACACACACAAAACACACACAUACUGUACUGAACAUAAGUACACAAAACAGGUUGAACAGAUAAUAGGGUAUGUAAUUGUGUGUGUACAUUUGAUUUUUUUGUUUCUACAAAUACAGUACAUGGCUAAAAGUUUGUGGACAACUGACCAUGGGUGUGAUCAUUAGGUGUCCACAAACUUUUGGCCAUAUGGUGUACCUACAUUUUGAAGUUUUUGUAUUUCUUUGUGCAGUAGUUUCAAAAUAUAUUGGGAUAUAUAAAAAAUUAUAUUAAAGUUCUAUUUCACCUGGAUACCUUCUUGUAUGUGUGUACACUCAUGCCGAGAAGUUCCAACAAGGCCAUGAAGUGAUGCAGUAUUUGCAAUAAAUACCACUGUCAUACAGCCAUCUUUCUCAUUUUUUUCUCACCUUGUACACGUCAGGCCACACAUACACCAUAUGAAGCUAUUGGCUUAGCAGUUAACAAAGCCUUCGAAGAUUAUGAUAUGCUCUUCUAAUCUUUUCUGCAACAUCGGGUGCAUUUUUUUAUACGUUGCAAGUGUUUUUUCUUGUGAACUGCUAUGGAACUCAGACACCUCCUAGCUUUAAGUUGGUUUUAACCCAUUAGCUUUGCCUUAGCAAUAGCGUUAUUAGCUAUCACCGUGCUGUUCACCAGUUAUCUUCAAACUGAGUAAGCAGCACUCUCUUCCAAGGCUUCUUCCAAGUAUCUCCCAUCUUCUACCAUCUAGCUGACCAGCAGCCCCAUGGCUACAUUCCGCUAGCAUGGCUGAAUGGUUUUCCUGUAACUAUGCCAUGUACUUUCAAUACUAAGCCUAGACCUACUCAAGUCCAAGUCACAAUUCUGGGACUGGAGUCACUUUUUUUCAUUUCACCCUUCAUUCUCCCUUCAAGCUGGUUUACAAACAAUGCCAAGUAGAACAAUACACUCUGCCAUUGCAAGUUACCAUGCUAUGCAAACAUCACAAAGAGCAAAGACAUAUAAGGCACGUAAGAUACAUAAGACACGUAAGACACGUAAGAAAUAAGAUGCACAACAGUGCAGGAAUAUACAGUGCAGAGACAGUAACAAUAAAUAUGUUUGUACAGAAUACACAUUGCAAUAUGCAAGUGAAUUUUAUAUAUGCUAUACACAUUAUGUACAUGAAUGUCCUGAUUUGGUGUGUGUGAUGUGAGUGCUGUUGGAAUAAAUGAUAUGAUAGAACAGUCCAGGUCUUCAUAGAUGCAGAUGGGUGUGUGACUGUGUGUCCAUCAAAUGGAGAUAAAGGCAAUUAUGCCUGACUGGAGGUCCCAUUCAGAGCCCUAAUCGCUUGUGGAAAGUACCUCGUCCUGAAAUGGUUCGUGUUGGUGCUUAUUCUGUGGUAGCUUUUGCCUGAGCACAGUAGUGAGAACAGGCUGUGGUUUGGGUGCAAAAGUCUGAGACCACUAGUGGAAAUGCUUCUAAUAUGCAUUCUUUUCUAAUUUAGUAAUUAAUUUUCAUUACAAAUUAUAUUAUUGUCAACAACUUGAGUGAAAAGUGGAACCUUUGAAAUAUUUACAUGAAUUCAGACUUUAUUAGUAUUUGUUAUGUCCCCUUUUUGCUUUAAUGACAGUGUGCACUCGAGCUGACACAGAAUCCACAAGCUUGUGCAAAACCUCAUGAUCCAUUUUAGAUCAAAUCCAUCGGUGUGUCGUCUAAAAUCUGACCUUUUGUACAAAGCAGUUAACAGGGUCAAUGUCACAAAUUUGCUUACAUUAAAUAGGGACCUAGAAAUAGUGCAGAAUCUUGAAUAUUAAAUAUUCAAUAUAAUGAACAUUUAUUUUCUUUGUUUUAAAUAUUUCAAAAUUCUAAAACUUUCUGUUUAUUUCCAAUUUUAAAGUAAAAAAAAAAAAUCCCAGAUUUUCAAUGUAGUCUCACACUUUUGGGCCCCAGUGUAUAUAAUUACUGACAGUAGACUU